AUGACUGAACAUAGUUGGUUUCAUGAGUAUUGUGUAAAAACAACUUCACAUUGUAUGCAGUAUUUUGUGAUGAAGGACAGAUCACCAGUAGAAAAAUUGUUUUGGAUUCUGACGUUUCUUUGUAUGAUAUCCAUUACGUUUGGAGCUCUGAGAGUUUUGAUUUACGUUUGGAUUGAUAGUCCAACUAUAAUAUCUAUUGAAAAUACAGAAUCAGCUAUUCAAGAUAUACCUUUUCCAUCAAUUAAUAUUUGUCCAUCAAACCAACUGCGAAAAUGGAUUUGGGAGAAAUACAUGAACACAAACAGUUCCUAUUGGGAACAUCUUCAACAAUACCGAUCUAUUAUAUGUUCCUUGGAUGUUUAUAAUUAUGACGUUUCACAAAAGUUUUCAAGAAAUUAUUUUGAUAAGAAUUCAAUCGCGAAGUUGAUUGACAAUUGUGCGAUUAGCUGUCCAGAAGUAUUUCAAUCAGAUGCUAAAUGGGAAAAUCUAACCGUUCCAAAUUUUUGUCAGUUUAUUCAACCAAAAAUGAGCGUACUUGGAUUAUGUUUUUCGAUUAAUAUGAUACCUUCAUUUGAAAUAUUUAAAAAUGAAUAUAAUCAAAGGUAUUUAAAUUUCUUUUCAAAAAACAAUACGUUUAUUGGUAAAGAGAAAUCAAAUUGGAAUUUAGAUGACGGAUACCCACGCAAUUCAGAAAAUGAUCAUUUUGUCAACAUAAAUCCUGCUAGAACAAGUGGUGUUAGUUAUUAUCAUCGUCUUAGAUUGAUGACUAACACGUUGGACCACGAAUUUUUGAGUUGUCCAUCUGAAAGUUCUUUUUUUGUGAUUUUAACGCUGUAA
Messenger RNA from Rhopalosiphum padi (bird cherry-oat aphid), 837 nucleotides. RefSeq lists its product as uncharacterized. The record is from RefSeq and is a predicted model, not a curated record. Gene Ontology annotation, molecular function: ligand-gated sodium channel activity. NCBI's taxonomy places the organism in Eukaryota, Metazoa, Arthropoda, Insecta, Hemiptera, Aphididae. The transcript has 6 exons. Gene Ontology annotation, cellular component: membrane. The coding region runs from base 1 to 837 and encodes 278 amino acids. Gene Ontology annotation, biological process: sodium ion transmembrane transport.